Lepisosteus oculatus (spotted gar) is the source of this 2694-nucleotide messenger RNA. It is a transcript of the gene nanos1, whose product is annotated as nanos homolog 1. The record is from RefSeq and is a predicted model, not a curated record. Gene Ontology annotation, biological process: negative regulation of translation; oogenesis. Lineage: Eukaryota; Metazoa; Chordata; Actinopteri; Semionotiformes; Lepisosteidae. Gene Ontology annotation, cellular component: perinuclear region of cytoplasm. Gene Ontology annotation, molecular function: zinc ion binding; mRNA binding.
CCACCGGAGCCUUAAAAACGCCAGGCUGGAAGUCGGGCUCGCAGAAGCACGGUCGGGAAAGGCACUGGGUCCAGCUGCGCUCUAGCGCGCACAGAGAAAAGUAAAGUCUGCCGAACUUAAGUCUUUAAAUUCCGGGAUUCUGUUUUGUGACAAAGCCAAAUCUUGUCAACGCAGAGAAAAAAAGAAAGAAAGGCAGCAUGGAUUUUCUAAAUCACAACUAUUUGAACGCUCGCACCUCUUACGAUUACACCUUUAAUUUCUGGAAUGACUACCUGGGUCUGUCGACGUUGGUCACGAAAAACAGCAAAAGCAGCGUACCCCAAAGUCAGAACUCCAUCACGGAGUCCCUGAAAGCGACGCUGGGCUUGGGCGAUUCCCCUACCUGCUCGUGUAUACUCGGGGGCAGCGGGGAAGGUGGGCAUUUGGACUGCUGCUGUCCCUCGUCCAGUCCCCCGCCUCCCUCCAUCCUCGACCUGAAGGAGCGCUUCUCCAUUUUCAGCCCCUUCCCGGGCCAGGGCGCUGGCGUCCCCCCGCAAGACAGGGACCCCGGCUUUGCCGGCAGCUUCGCCGGUUUCGACCUCUUCGGCAUGGAGAGGAAAGUCCGAAAACCCGCCCCCAGGAGCAAGCAGGAGCCCAAGAUCUGCGUCUUCUGCAGGAAUAACGGGGCGCCGGAGGAGGUGUACGGCUCCCAUGUGCUAAAGACACCCGACGGGAGGGUUGUGUGCCCCAUUCUCAGAGCCUACACCUGCCCCCUAUGCAGUGCCAAUGGGGAUAAUGCCCACACGAUAAAAUACUGCCCGCUUUCCAAAGAUCAGCCAGCCCAGCGGCCACUGAAGGGAGGGAGGGCAGUGGGUGGUAAGAGACUCAAAAUAUUCUAAAUAAUUACAAAUAAAAUAGAUCAUAAACUUAAAUUACGAGAAUUGCACUGAAACCUCUUUUUUUUCCCCCCUCGAAUGACUGUUUCAAUUACGGCUUUCCCUGGUCCUAACUGCUACGGUGUUGUUUUCUUCACUUCUAAAAGAAAACAAAUAACUUUCCAAAACCUGUAACCUUUUUUUAAGAAAACAAAUAUAGUUAUGUCUAUUUUUAUUUUGAAGUCAUCUUUAUGUUGCCCACGUUUGUACGCAGUUAUUGGACAAAGUUAUUGGGAUGCACCUUCAUUCGUAACCAUGAAGUGGUAUUUUGUUUUUGUGAGAGGGAAAGAGCUAUCGAUUUUGAAAAUAUUAUUUUUGAGAGACACAUAGCUAUAUUUCCCAAGUACGUUUUAUUUUAUUAUUUUUUUCGAAUUUGUAAGCUAAGCUUACUUUGUUUUCUCUUGCUUGACUGAUGAACCAAAGUUUAUUUCGACCUAUUUAAAAGAGAAUGUUUUUCAUUCUGUUAUUUAACAACUGAUGUCGGAUGUCAACCCCCCCUUUAUUUUCGGUCUGUUGGGUAUUUUUUUUUCAGUCGCCUUUUUCAAUCCACAAUGCUCUUUCAAGUCGUGUUCUCGAGUUAAAGGCCGUGACAUUUCAUAUCGGUGAGAAGAAAGAGCUACUUUACACAAAGGGCGCUCUGUUAAACCCCGGUUUGCUUUUAGUAACUUCGUAAACUUCUUAGCAGUUGCUUUGCCAAAUUACUGUUGCGUUUUGUAAUACUAGCUGAUUCACCGUGUCCGCCCGUCCCCCUCCCCUCUUUUUCCGGUCAUAAAUACCCAAAUCAAAGCUACUCCUAAUGUUUACAAACUCGAUAGAAGGUAAGACACUGGAUUUUCUGUCUUUUAGAGUUUCAUUCAGUUCCGUUUUCUUUACCGCUUCUUUCAGCUUUAAGGGUUAAUCCCCUGUUAGUGCCAGAGGAACUUGGAUUGCUUUUCAUUAUUUCGGUAAAUUUCUCAAAGCAAAUAUACUAAGAUAGUAUUGUUACCCGACUUCCACAGCACGAAUGGAACUAUUGAAUGUCAUAUAUAUAUAUAAAGCUUUUAAACAAUGUAUUAUCCCUUUUUUUGUCCGCAUUGUGUACAAUUCUAAAUCCAAAAAGACGCAAACUUGUAGUGAAUGUACUGAAGAAAUAAAUUGAGAAGUGACUCUAGGAGGACUGCACAUUUCAUACGGUUUUGUUUACCAAAGGAAUACAAUUUUAAUUAAAUGAAAAAAAAUGUAAUAGAUUUGCUGUAUUGUAUAUAAAAGUGUGUAAUGAUUAUUCAGUAUUUUAACAUUAUAAUAACUGACUUAAGAGGGUACUACCUCAACAGAAUUUUCAAAUAAUUACAAAUUUGUACUUAUAUGUAAAAUGUCAACAUUUGCAGUUUAUAAAAAUAGUGCUGCCAUUUAUAAUAAGGGUUUUUAAUAGUAUUUUUUGGAUCUUUGUAUAACAUAAUUGUAUUUUUUUUGCCUUCUACAUUUUGGGAGUGAAUUACAGAUAAGCUCUAAGCAUUGUUUGCCAAAAGGCAGGUGUUGUAAAUACUAUCUGUGACUUUUUGAAGUUGUUAAAUGUUCCAUGUUUUUUUUUUUGGAGAGAGAGAAAUGAGAGAGAGAGAGUGGGUUAUGUUUAUGAAAAUAGACAUUUUACCAGUUUUAACUGAAGUUUUUAAUUAAAAAGAAACACUGUUGAAUUUUGUUAUUUAUAUUUUGUCACCAUUUUCUGUAUGCUGCAGUGCAGAAUUUAAAAAAAUGAAUUCACCACAGAAAUAAACAGCUUAUCCAAUAUUUUAACUCAUAA